UUGCAGGGUUUGGGGGCAUGUCAUUGUUACACCACUAGGUGUCAGCGUCGAGUCACGUUGGCUUCUACGCAGCAGCGCUCUCGCAUAACGGAGGUAUGACGUCAGAUGUCAACAGGACGCAAGCGUCUCCGCUCAGCCAAUCAGCGCCGACUCUCACGGACCCUGGUAAAGAUGGCGACGGCGGAGCAUCGGGGAGUUGUAACCAGACGCUUUGCCGUUACCAAACACCGUAGGUCCCGUCACCGCAAGGACUGAAACGGCAGCGGGAGCGACGGUUCAUCGACCCGUUCGUCGGCCGCAGCUCUCCGUGUGGUGUCGCCGCGGGCCUGCUCGCUUUUGUUUUCGGUUUCCUCUGCAGUCGCCUCGGUCAAGCUCGUUAGCUUCAAGUUGGAGAGCCAGCGCUAGCUGGGGGCUAGCUGUGUGGCUGCAGCCGCUACUCGGCUCCUUCUCUGGCGCAUCGAUGGAUCGAGAGCCCGGCCGGGUGUAAACACCGGGGCCGCCUGUAGCUCUUCAAAGUUUUUUAAUUUUUUUUACGAGAACAGCCGCCCAUGCGUCACUCGGGUUGAACAUACCUCAGGUGGAGGGGGGAACCAGAGGGCUCCGACACUGCUGCGACACCGUUUAGCGGUGUCGAGGCACAGAUUUGACCGCCGUCAUGUAUUUUCUCACCGGCUGGCCCCGGAGGCUGCUCUGCCCGCUGCGGAGCGAAGAGGAGCCCUUCCACAUCCAGCCCAGCUCCCAGAGGUUCUACUUCGCCGUGUUGUCGGAGACGCAGCUCAGCGUCUGGUUCAGUCGGCCCAGUGUUCUGAUAGUCAGCUAUAUCGAGUCUGCAAAGGCAGCCGCCCAAUUUGGCUUCUACCAGAAGGCAGAAUGGAAACCAGACGACUCCAUGAUAGCUGUGGCGACUGCCAAAGGAUACAUCCUCCUGUUUGACGUGCUGGGUGGAGGGGAUGACAAGUACCUCUAUGAGCCUGUCUAUCCAAAGGGAAGUUCACGUGUGAAAGUGACCCCAGGUUAUAAGGAAGAGCAAUGUGCCCCUGCCCUGUCUUUAGAGAUGAAGAAGCCUGUGGAUCUGGAGGCCCCCAUCACCAGUCUGCAGUCCCUCCAGGAGGACUUGCUGGUGUGCACGGCAGACGGCUACCUCCAUGUGCUGCACUGGGACGGGCUGGGAAGUAACGGACGCAAGGCCAUCUGCCUUACUACGAUCCCUUUCUCGCUGGACCUGCAGUCUGCUCGAGGUGGUCCCUCUCUGGACCUGGAGGGAGUGUAUAUCCGUUGCAUGGAGUAUUGUCUGACCCUGGACGGGUUCGCCGUGGUUCUGAGCGAUGGACGCCUGGGUUUCAUCACACCGCUUAACAACACCAUCACCGCAGACCAGCUGCAGGGUGUCUCUGCGGCAGAUGUCACUGAUGGCACCUGUGUGGCUGUCAACAACAAGUACAGACUGAUGGCCUUUGGCUGUGCCAGUGGCUCAGUGCUCGUGUACAUGAUCGACACUGCAACGGGGUCCAUGCAGCUCUCCCACAAGCUGGAGCUCACACCAAAACACUACCCAGACAUCUACAACAAGACGGGCCCGGUCAAACUCAUCUGCUGGUCACCUGACUACAGUGUUGUCAUGGUUACAUGGGAGUGCGGUGGCCUAUCCCUGUGGAGUGUCUUCGGAGCUCACCUCAUCUGCACUCUAGGAGAGGAUUUUGCGUAUCGUUCUGAUGGUACCAAGAAGGACUCCAUUAAAAUCUGCUCUAUGAGCUGGGGAGCAGAGGGCUACCACCUGUGGGUGCUCCCUAACAAACAAGAGAGAAAACGGCAGGAAGAGCAGCAGGAGGAGGAGAUGGAGAUGGUGGAACCUCCUCAGUCCUCCCUGCAGGCCGGAAUACUGCAGUUCCAAUUCAUCAAGAGUGCCCUCACAGUCAACCCCUGCACAAGCAACCAGGAGCAGGUGUUACUCCAUGGUGAAGACCGCCUCUACCUGACCUGCGGUGACCCCUCGCAGGUCCACACCACCUCUGACUCGCACACACACUUGCACCCAUGCGAUGGCAGCCCAAUGCACCACGCCCCCAAACCCGAAUCCUCUCUCUCUCAGGGACUCAGCACUUUACUGGGACACAAGCACUGGCACGUGGUCCAGAUCCACAGCACAUACCUAGAGAGCAACUGGCCGAUAAGGUUUGCAGCCAUAGACACAGCAGGCCAGUGCAUGGCUGUAGCAGGAAGGCGGGGUUUUGCACACUACUCCUUAUUCACAAGGAAAUGGAAGCUGUUUGGAAAUAUCACUCAGGAGCAGAACAUGACGGUGACGGGAGGUCUGGCUUGGUGGAACGACUUUGUGGUGGUGGCCUGCUACAAUUUUAUAGACCAGCAAGAGCAGUUGAGGCUCUAUCAACGCUCUUCCAACCUGGACAAUGCCUUCGCCUCGGUCACUAAGCUGCACUCAGACACUCUGCUGCUCAACGUCUUCAGAGACAUGGUCAUCUUGUUUCGAGCCGACUGCUCCAUCUGCCUCUAUAGCAUUGAGAGGAGGAAUGACGGCCCAAACCCGUCAGCAAGCGUGGAGCUGCUGCAGGAGGUGUCGAUGUCUCGCUACAUCCCUCACCCGGCCCUCGUAGUCUCUGUCACACUCACAUCCGUGCGUACAGAGACGGGCAUUACAUUGAAAGCCCCGCAGCAGGCCUGCAUGGCAGAAAGCAUCAUGUUGAAUCUGGCUGGCCAGUUGAUCAUGCUACAGCGGGACCGCUCAGGUCCACAGGUACGAGAGAAGGAGACACCUGCUAACAACAAGAAGCUGCUACCAUUUUGUCCUCCUGUGGUGUUGGCCCAGUGUGUGGAGAAUGUGUGGACCACCUGUCGCUCCAACAGGAAGAAGCGCCACCUCCUGGAUGCCCUGUGGUUGUCAUGCGGCGAAGCAGGCAUGAAAGUCUGGUUGCCUCUGUUCCCCCGGGACCACCGCAAGCCCCACUCCUUCCUCUCCAGACGCAUCAUGCUGCCAUUCCACAUCAACAUCUAUCCUCUGGCUGUACUGUUUGAGGAUGCCCUGGUACUGGGGGCAACCAAUGAGGCUGUGCUCUACGAUGGACUGCAGGGAUCAGCAGAGCCACUGGAGGCGCUCUUUCCCUACUGCACAGUAGAGAGGACCUCCCAGAUCUACCUCCACCACAUCCUUAGGCAGCUGCUGGUUCGCAACCUGGGUGAACAGGCUUUGAUGCUGGCUCAGUCAUGUGCCUCCCUCCCCUACUUCCCCCAUGUCAUGGAGCUGAUGGUGCAUGUGGUCCUGGAAGAAGAGGCAACAUCACGGGAGCCCAUCCCAGACCCUCUGCUGCCCACUGUGGCCAAGUUCAUCACAGAGUUCCCCCUUUUCCUUCAGACCAUUGUCCACUGCGCCAGGAAGACGGAGUACGCAUUGUGGAACUACCUGUUUGCUGCUGUGGGAAACCCCAAAGAUCUGUUCGAGGAGUGUCUCAUGGCUCAAGACCUGGACACAGCAGCCUCUUAUCUGAUCAUACUGCAGAACAUGGAGGUUCCAGCAGUGAGCAGGCAGCACGCCACCCUACUCUUCAACACAGCGUUGGAACAGGGCAAGUGGGACCUGUGUCGGCACAUGAUCCGAUUCCUCAAAGCCAUCGGUUCAGGGGAGAUGGAGACUCCGCCCCCAACACCCACCACUCAGGAACCCAGCUCAACUGGAGGUUUUGAGUUCUUUAGAAAUCGCAGCAUUAGUUUGUCUCAGUCGGCAGACUCCAUCACUACAGGAAAGUUCAACCUGCAGAAGACCUUCAGUAUGCCCACUGGACCCUCUGCUAAAGGUCGAGAUGUGGAGUGUGCAGAAAACAUGUAUAUUGAUAUGAUGCUGUGGCGUCACGCCCGACACCUCCUGGAGCAGGUGCGCCUCCGCGACCUGGGGUGCUUCUCGGCACAGCUGGGCUUCGAGCUCAUUGGCUGGUUGUGCCGCGAACGGAACCGCGUGGCUCACGUUGAUGAUUUUGUUUCGGCAUUGAAAAGGCUCCAUAAGGAUUUCCUCUGGCCGUUUCCUGUUAUUCCCGUGGGAAGCCUCAGCUCGCCCCUGAAGAACGGACGGUGUCGCACAGUGCUGAGCACACGGCUGUUGAAGUCGCAGUCAGCUGACAGCCUGUUGAACAGUGACAUGGACACAGUGCCCCCGCAGGCAGAUCCCUCCAACAACACCUGGCUGGACGGGCUCGGGCAGGGGGCCAAAGACAUGGACACGGCCUCGUCGGCUCACUCCAACCAGCACUCACCACAGACACACGACGCCUUCCUGUCUCUGCUCACCAACAAAGUGGAGGAGUACAGCAUCGGCUCGGCCACAGACCUCACAGAAACCAGCUCAGUGGUGGAUGGCGAUUGGACGAUGGUCGACGAGAACUCGUCCACUCUGAGCCUGAGCCAGGCCGAGCUGGAGCACAUCUCCAUGGAGCUCGCAAACAAGGGCCCGCACAAGUCCCAGGUGCAGCUCAGGUACCUGCUCCAUGUGUUCAUGGAGGCGGGCUGUCUGGAGUGGUGCGUAGUGAUAGGUUUGAUCCUGCGGGAUGCAAACGUGAUCAAGCAGGUGAUCAGCUUCCUAGACAGCCCAGAGGUUCCCCAGGAAACCGUGCAGUAUGUCCGGAACGGCUUAUUGGCUGUCGACACAUGGGCCUCCACUGACUGCCUGGGAUACAAACCAUUUCUCAACCUGAUCCAGCCGCAGCUGCAGCAGCUGAUGGACUCGACGUCGGAGCAGGUGUUGCCUGAAGCCUUCCAGCCAACCAGCCAGAGCUCCAAACUCGGAGGCUCUGAAGGUCUGGGAGGCGCUGCCGCUCCCCGACCCGAGGACAGCAGAGGAGCGACGGCUCCAAUGGGCCUGUCGCUGCCCUCCCUCGAACCUGCGGGAGGUUUUCCUCGCCCCCCCUCUGAGGACAGUCCCCCAGAACAGACAGAGGAGCAGGGGGACGAGGAGGGAGCCUACGACUGCACCCUGUCCUGAAGCCAGGGGCCUCCUCUGGACUCCAACCUGUGAACUCGAGCACCCGGAGGAGGCGGCAGCAACUGCAGUGGCUGACUGGAAAUUGACUUAAUUUGUGUGCGUGAGUGUGUUUGCAAGCAUGCACGGAAAUUACGUCUUGCAGGUUCUUACAGUAUUACCCACUCUUCAGAUUUGCCCUUGGUGUCGACUAGAGUCCCUGUGGAUGCUGAGCUACCAAGAGAGCAGCAGAGCCCGACUGACACAGAGAUGUCGCAGCACAACAGGAUGGGAAUCAUCUGCCGUCCAACAGGCCUCAUUUUACCAAAUGUUCUGUUAGAAACAAGGUCGCCAGUGGGUUGUGGUGUUUGGAAGCUGUGGACCAGCGCAGGAAGGCACCAGGUUUUUAUUCCAAAACUAAUCGUGUGGCACUCGUUCAAGUGCUAUCGGAAAUCUUGAUUUUAUUUUUUGUCAGCGUCUUGUUGUUUCCUUUGGUUGAAUCAAACGGUACAAGAAUCAGCUCAGAGACAAACAACCGGAGUGUGUUCGAUCGAUCGCAGCAUCAUGCUACAUUCUGCUACUCAUCACGUAGAACAAAGCUCUAUAGCCGUGAACCAUUUUCAAGAUGCACUGAAGUGUGUCUGAGCCUGAAGUGUGCGCACAAGAGGUGUUUCAUACUUUUCAUACCUCAUCUGACUUCAAAAUAUUUUUGUGAUACCUUUUUCAAUAAUGUAACAGUGUACAGGAUGACAUUAUUUUUCUAAGUACACCCUGUCCCUCUUUAAAAAGUUCAUGGUAUGAAUUCUAUGUAAUUCAGUGAUGAGAAGUGAUGAAGAUCUUAGAAGAAAACGGUCUCUGGAGAAGAAUCUGUGGUUGCGAGUGCAGACGUGUUUUACCACUGAUCAGUACCUCUCUCUGUUCAUGUAUUUUUCAUGCACCCAUGCCCCCCCCACCUCCCCGUCUUUGAUGAAGUGGAGGCGUAAAAAAAUUGUUUGAAUUGGGAGUUGGGACCCAGGUCCAGGUUUUUAAAAAAUCAAAGUCGCUCAGUGUUCCGCAGGUGAGCGGAUUUAAAAGUGACACAUCCUGCUCACGUUCAGGUUCAUCGUUUUAAUUUGUGUGACUGUUUGAAAAGGUUUAACUGCUCUAAUGUUCAGAAAACUCAUCACUGUCCUGAUAAUGUCUGAUGCUGCAGCUCCUCUUUUCAGCCUCUGUCUGAAACACCCCGACGUCAUACGUUGCUGCAUUGUGCUUCAGCUAUGGCACCGUUUCAAAAAUGCAAAUGCAAAGCAAAUAUCGGGGGUCGAAGUUCAUCGAAGUUAUCAACCGUCACAAUGAGGCUGGAGAGAGGAGGCGGAGCUGGUGAAGCUGGUGUGUGCUCAUCUCGUGCGUGAUGCAAAUAUCGGGGCGUCUUGACGUCAUGUGACAUUAGAGCGUUGAAGUUUCAGCAGGACUGUUGACGGGGUGUCGCCUUUGCCGCAGGUUUUUUAACUUUGUAGAACUUUUACAUUCACACAGAAUAAACAUUUAACAGACCAGAGGAAGGAAAACCUGAAGAAGCAUCAUACGUCUCCUUUAAAGCUGUAGAGUAAAAAAAGGUCUUGGGCGACACGUGAAGUGAAAACCAAAUCCUGACACUUUGUUUUUUCAGUCGGCUCGCUAAGAUCAUGUUAUUGAAGCCGUCUUACUCUGCAGGUUUUGGGACAUGUCCCUUUGCUGUAGGAGGACAAUUUGAUCUCAGUGUUCACAGUGACGCGUCGGUAUCGUUCUGACAAAGAGGAUGAAAUUGAAUCAUCGUUGUCUCGACCGUAGUUGUGUAAUCGAACCUUCAUCAUCUGAUCAGGACAAACAUUUCACUCAGUCCAUCGAACAUAUCAAAUCCCUGAAGCAGUUGCUCCGCCUGCUUCUGUGUGGAUUUAUUCAACGCGUGUACCACAUUGUAUUGUUGACGGACUUUGACAUGUUUGGUGACUUUCAUCACAUGGGCUUGAUUUUAUUAUAUUAGUCAUCAUUAUUAACUUUUAUUUAUUGGCAUUAUAGCUGAAUGAUCUUUGCUGAAUUGAUACCUGGACGUGUGCUUGUAUUUUUUUUAUGACUGAUGACUUUUCAUCCUUUUAGUUAAUCAAAGUCAUGUAUUGGCUCCAUAAGCACUAAAAGGUUUAUCACAGUUACGUCAGUAUUACGUCAUGCGAUGCAUUGAAAUGUUACUCCGCUUAUUUUUUUCUUCUAAGUUUUUUGUUUUUACUUUUCAUGAUAGACCAAAUCAUGCUAUUAGAAACGUGUUUGCUCUCUUGUGCGUUUAUACAAGACGAGUUGAAAGUCAAGAUUUCCUCUGUGGUUUCUGUCUUCUCCUCUAACAAAAGGGCAAAUUGACUUUCCACCGAUGUACUGUUGUAACUCGGCCUAAACCCUGUUUUACCCUCGUCCCCGCCCUGAACGAGCCUACAGCUCCACCUCGCUGCUCCGCUGUAAGCUUUUACUUGACUUGAAAAAAAACAAAACACGGUGACUUGAUGAACCAAAGACUUAACGUCCAGAGGCCUUCUGUUUUAAGCAAUCGCUUCGAUCGAGCGCUUGAGUCAUUAUGCAGAGGGAAGAAAACCUCACAAACACGUAACCCAUCCCUCUCAUCGGAAACAACCAUCAAUGCUCAGAAACGUAACUCUCUCUUUACGAAGAUCAGUAUUUCAGAUCUUUGGUGGUUUCCUUCUCUGCAGGCGAGGAGUGGGUCAGCCAGGUGCGUCUCGUGGUACUUUCUCGGGGUCACACGUUCACUCAGACGUGGACAGUUCACCCUCCCUCCGGUGUACAGUGUAAAAGUGUUGUUUCUUCGGCAGGAGCAGCAGAUAAUCCUCAAUGCAGUGUAAAGAAACUCUUGUACAUUUGCCUUUUCUACUCAUGUUUGGUUUUCUACUUUACAGUUUUUUUCCCUUGUACAUAAAGAUCAAUAAAUUAUUUUUAAAAAUG
Molecule: messenger RNA, 7924 nt
Organism: Paralichthys olivaceus (Japanese flounder)
Lineage: Eukaryota; Metazoa; Chordata; Actinopteri; Pleuronectiformes; Paralichthyidae
Gene: ric1
Product: RIC1 homolog, RAB6A GEF complex partner 1
Biological process (GO): intracellular protein transport; retrograde transport, endosome to Golgi
Cellular component (GO): cytosol; Ric1-Rgp1 guanyl-nucleotide exchange factor complex; Golgi membrane
Molecular function (GO): protein binding
Source: RefSeq, a predicted model, not a curated record